AUGGCUGCUACAGAGCUGAAGAAAAAGGCCCAGAAACGAAAGAUAUCAGAGGAGGAAACUGAGGUGCCUUCCGCUUUUCCUCUUGACGUCGGCCUGGACAUGCGGAGUGAGGAUGAGGCGGACGAGCAGGAAGCGGAUGACGACGACGACGGUCAAACAGAUGAGUUUCCUGUCCUUGAUCCCGGGAGCGACAGUGAGGAAGAUGAUGAGGUGGGUGAAAACGCGGAAGAAAGCGAAGCAACCGAUGAAGACGAAGUGGAGAGCGACGACGAAGACGAAGAGGAUGAAUCGGAAAUCUCCACAGACGACGACGAGCUACACAUCUUUCCAAAACCUAAAACUAUUGUCUCAGAUAUAACGGGGCAACCAAAACGUGUAUACCCAGAGAUUGAACCAGACUACGACUCGGAUUCCUCCACGGAAGACACACCCAACCGUGUAGGGAACAUACCGAUGCAUUGGUACGACGAUCUGCCCCAUGUAGGCUACGAUAUUGAUGGCAAGAAGGUAUUGCGACCCGCUCGAGGUGACGAGCUAGAUAAAUUCCUUGAGACGGUUGAGGAUCCAACAUCCUGGACAACCGCUUUUGACAAAAAGGCGCAAAUGAACAAGCCGCUGACCGCUGAGGAACUAGAUCUGAUUCGGCGGUUGCAAGAAAAUGAGGUUCCGGAUGCCGACUAUGAUCCCUAUGAGCCAACAAUAGAAUGGUUCACCGGCAAGGGCAAGGAGGAAGUCAUGCCUCUUUCUGCCGCUCCAGAACCCAAGCGGAGAUGGGUACCCAGCAAAUGGGAGAAACAAAAAGUCAUGAAGAUCGUUCGUGCUAUUCGUCAAGGUCGAAUCGUACCCAAUAAGCCCAAAACGACCGCAUCCCAACUACAAUUUUACUCUGUAUGGAACGAAGAACCUUCCGCGCAUCCUGCGCCCCUUCCCGCGCCCAAGCCUCGUCUUCCUACCAAUGCGGAGUCUUAUAACCCGCCAGAAGAAUACUUGCCUACUGAAGAAGAGCGCAAGCAGUGGGAAGAGACCGACAAGGAGGAUCGUGAGCGCGACUUCUUACCACAAAAGUAUAAGGCCCUGCGUCUCGUCCCAGCAUACGACCAGUUCAUACAGGAGCGCUUCAGCCGGCAGCUUGAUUUGUACCUUGCUCCACGAGUGCAGAGAGUCAAGCUACAAAUUGAUCCCAGCAGCCUUAUUCCGAAACUGCCGAGUCCCAGCAGUCUCAAGCCAUUCCCCAUUUAUAAAGCACUCCAAGUGCUACAUAACGGUUACCGGGUAAGGUCGACAAGCGUCAGUCCAGAUGGUGCAUGGGUCGUCACAGGAGAUGAGAGCGGCGCAGUGAGGUUAUGGGAAGUGAUGGUUGGAAAAGAGGUCAAGAGGUGGAAGUUCCCAACGAAAAUCGGCGCCGUUGAAUGGUGUCCACGCACUGAUGUCAGCUUUUUCGUUGUCGGCCUCGAGGAACACUUGCAUUUCCUGAUUCCACCAAAUCUUUCUACCGCUAUUCUCGCCGCUACCCAAGCUUUGUUGUCACCAGCCACCCUCCCCCCUCAACCCACGACACCAUCGCUGGUGAAAUGGGUUUCACAGACGGCGGCAGCGUCUUCGGUUGAUUCGCCAAUCCUGACGCUGAAUCUUCCGCCUUCCUCAGGCGUCACAAAACAAAUCACCUGGCAUCGAAAGGGUGACUACCUGUCCUCUGUUUCCGGUAGCGAGAGUCAGGGAGCGGUCUGGAUCCAUCAGCUAUCGCGUAGACAUUCCCAAGCACCAUUCCGGAAAGUGAAAGGCUCCAUACAAUUGGUCCUAUUCCACCCGACAAAGCCGCAUUUCUUCGUGGCGACGCAGCGCUACGUGCGGCUGUAUAACCUCGCGGAACAGAAGCUGUUGAAGACGCUCAUACCAGGUAUCAGAUGGAUAUCGUCGAUGGACGUGCAUCCUUCGGGCGACCACCUCAUUGUGGGUGGAUACGACCGCAAGUUGUGCUGGUUUGACCUGGAGCUAAGUGAGAAACCAUACAAAAUUCUCCGGUACCACACACGGGCGCUUCGGUCGCUGCACUUCCACCCGACGUAUCCAUUGUUUGCUUCAUGCUCAGAUGACGGCUCCGUCCAGAUCUUCCAUGCGAGGGUGUACAACGAUCUCAUGACGAACCCACUGAUUGUUCCUCUCAAGAUCCUGCGCGGUCACCAAGUGAAGGACGGGCUAGGCGUCUUGCAAGUGAAAUGGUGCCCGCGCCAGCCAUGGCUGAUUAGUGCGGGUGCUGACGGCGAGGUGGCUGUAUGGUGUAGCGCAAAUACAGAGUUGCCGUCGCGCUCGGAGGCCUCGAACAUGAUGUGA
Messenger RNA from Fibroporia radiculosa, 2331 nucleotides. RefSeq lists its product as uncharacterized. Gene Ontology annotation, cellular component: preribosome, large subunit precursor; PeBoW complex. Gene Ontology annotation, molecular function: protein binding; ribonucleoprotein complex binding. The coding region runs from base 1 to 2331 and encodes 776 amino acids. Gene Ontology annotation, biological process: ribosome biogenesis; maturation of LSU-rRNA from tricistronic rRNA transcript (SSU-rRNA, 5.8S rRNA, LSU-rRNA). NCBI's taxonomy places the organism in Eukaryota, Fungi, Basidiomycota, Agaricomycetes, Polyporales, Fibroporiaceae. The transcript has 9 exons. The record is from RefSeq and is a predicted model, not a curated record.